Molecule: messenger RNA, 648 nt
Organism: Clonostachys rhizophaga
Lineage: Eukaryota; Fungi; Ascomycota; Sordariomycetes; Hypocreales; Bionectriaceae
Source: the annotation of a GenBank genome assembly
AUGGCCGGAUUGAAGCCAAUCACCACUUACGUCCACGAGGGCGGACCUAAUCCUUACAAAGUCAUCAUUGUUCUGGAGGAAUUGGGAAUUCCCUACGAAGCCGUGGUUGUGAAAGACCCCAAGGAGCCAUGGUUCACUGCUAUCAACCCCAAUGGUCGCUUGCCUGCAAUUGUCGAUCCCAACAAUGGCAUCACUCUCUGGGAGUCUGGUGCCAUCGUCGAGUACCUCGUCGAGACCUAUGACAAGGAGGGAAAACUUAAUGUGGAGGAUGUCGCUGGAAAAUGGCAUCUCAAGCAGUACUUGCACUUUCAAAUGUCCGGCCAAGGUCCGUACUAUGGGCAAUCAAUGUGGUUUCACAAAGCCCCUGAAGAUAUUCCUCUAGCCAAGAACCGAUACAACGAACAGAUUGUUCGUGUCAUCGAAGUGCUUGAAAACAUACUAAAGGACAAGAACUACCUCGUCAAUAACAAGCUCACGUACGCCGAUCUCUCUUUUGUACCAUGGAACAGGGUGAUUCAGGGACAUCCCGUCUUGAAGACCGUGGUCUGGGAGGCAUAUGAAAUUGAGAAGAAAUAUCCCAACUUUGUGGCUUGGCAUCAGCGCCUCGUCGGUCGUACGUCGGUCGAAAAGGCUUACAAGGCAUGGUAG